UCGCCACAAGACUUUGUGUAUCGAUAAAAAAGAGUCGAAAGUAAUGGAAAAGCGAGCGAAUGGCAAUCUACCAGAGCUUUACUUAUGGCUCAUUAAACCCUUCAUCGCCAGAGACUGCAAAAGAAAGGGAACCGAAGUUCGAGAGCACAGAGAAAAGAGAGCAGUCAUUGCAGACCAUAUCCAACACAACACAACCAUCACAUACACGACAAUUCAAUUCAUCUCUAGUGACUCCCUGUGCUCUGUAUCCAUACAACACCCUAUACUACAGCACUAG
Molecule: messenger RNA, 277 nt
Organism: Medioppia subpectinata
Lineage: Eukaryota; Metazoa; Arthropoda; Arachnida; Sarcoptiformes; Oppiidae
Source: the annotation of a GenBank genome assembly